Molecule: messenger RNA, 3408 nt
Organism: Amblyraja radiata (thorny skate)
Lineage: Eukaryota; Metazoa; Chordata; Chondrichthyes; Rajiformes; Rajidae
Gene: ranbp9
Product: RAN binding protein 9
Exons: 14
Coding region: 299-2164 (621 amino acids)
Molecular function (GO): protein binding
Source: RefSeq, a predicted model, not a curated record
UGAGGCGCGCGCCGGGCAGCGGCCUGUCACUGAGCGGCGGCGGCGCGGAUGCAGGAGCAGCAACAGCAGCAGCAGCAGCGGCGGCAACAGCAACAGCAACUCCCCCUCCUCCUCCUCGGCCUGGGCGGGCGGAGAGACAGCGGCCUCCAGCCGGCUCUAAGGACAGCCCAUCCACCACUACACUCCUCCCGGGUCCCCGGCCUCUCCUCAACCCGCGGCCUCGGUCGGUCUUACCUCAACCCUCCCCUCCUCAUCCCGGCCUCUCCUCAGUCAACCCCCUCAUCCCGGCCCCGCCGCCAUGGCCGGGCUGUCGGUGUCGGUGUCGGCGGCGGCGGCGGCGGUGGUGGCGGUAACAGCGACAGCAGCCCACGGCGAGGCGGCCUUCAACCCCCAGGAGAAGGAGCUGGCGGAUCGCUUCAAGCGCCUCUACCCGGCCGUGGACGAGCGGGAGACGCCGCUACCCCGGUGCUGGAGCCCGAAGGACAAGUACAGCUACAUCGGCCUGUCUCAGAACAACCUGCGGGUCCACUACAAAGGUCAUGGCAAAACGCCAAAAGAUGCCGCUUCAGUCCGGGCAACUUUUCCCAUCCCUGCUGCCUGUGGUAUUUAUUACUUCGAGGCAAAGAUAGUCAGUAAAGGAAGAGAUGGGUACAUGGGCAUCGGACUCUCGGCUCAAGGUGUAAACAUGAACAGACUACCAGGCUGGGAUAAACAUUCGUAUGGAUAUCAUGGGGACGAUGGCCAUUCAUUCUGUUCCUCUGGGACAGGACAGCCCUACGGACCAACGUUUACAACUGGGGAUGUAAUCGGAUGCUGCGUAAACAUGAUCAAUAAUACCUGCUUCUACACAAAGAACGGGCACAGUUUAGGUAUUGCGUUUACAGAUCUACCGCCAAAUUUGUAUCCCACAGUCGGACUGCAAACGCCUGGGGAGGUGAUCGAUGCUAACUUUGGCCAGCAUCCGUUUGUCUUUGAUAUAGAAGACUACAUGCGGGAAUGGCGAACGAAAACUCAGACCCAGAUUGAAAGAUUCCCAGCAGGAGAUCGCGAAGGAGAAUGGCAAACGAUGAUUCAAAAAAUGGUUUCAACUUACUUAGUGCAUCACGGUUAUUGUGCCACAGCGGAAGCCUUCGCCAGAUCCACGGGGCAAGCUUUUCAAGAGGAGCUAGCAUCAAUUAAAAAUAGACAAAGAAUUCAGAAAUUAGUACUAGCUGGAAGAAUGGGAGAAGCAAUUGAAACAACGCAGCAACUAUAUCCAGGUCUUCUUGAGAGAAAAUCCAACCUCCUUUUCAUGUUAAAAGUCCGCCAGUUUAUAGAGAUGGUGAAUGGAACUGAUAGUGAAGUACGGUGUCUAGGAGGCCGAAGCCCAAAGUCUCAGGACAGCUACCCUGGUAGCCCGAGAGCAUUCAACAGCCCCGGCAUGAGUCCCAGCCACGGGAGCAAUAUCCACACCCUAGCGACAUGCAAAGGAAACGGAGCACAUAGUCACUUUACAGGUUAUGAAAAUAAUUGUAGCAACGGUAUAAUAUCCAAUAAAGGCCAUCAAUCCAGUAGUCACAGUAAGCAUCCAGUCUCGUGUUUAAGUACUCCAGAAUUGAACAGUAUAAAUGCUACAAGAUCCCAGCAAUCAAACAGUUGUAGCAAAGACAAUAACGACAUGGACAUGGAGACUGAGCACUAUACCAAUGGUGUGGAUGCGUCAUCAAAUGGUUUCCUUAACGGCAGCGUCAAACGCGUUCAUGAUAUGGAUGAAAAUGACGCAGAGAUGGAGAUAGACCUGACUCAGUCGCGACGCCAGCUUUGUGGAGGCAGCCAGGCCGCGAUCGAACGCAUGAUUCACUUUGGGCGGGAGCUGCAGACUGUCAGCGAGCAGCUGAGAAGAGAAUGUGGCAAGAACACCCUGAAUAAAAAAAUGCUGCAGGAUGCGUUUAGUUUGCUCGCUUAUUCCAAUCCAUGGAACAGCCCAGUAGGAUAUCAACUCGACGUGGUGCAGAGAGAACCAGUGUGCUCGGCGUUAAAUAGUGCUAUAUUAGAGUCCCACAACCUGCCAAAGCAGCCGCCGCUGGCCCUGGCGAUCGGCCAGGCUUCCAAGUGUCUAGAGUUGAUGGCCCGUCUGGGCAUCGGUUCCUGUGCGUUUGCCACGGCGGAAGAAUAUUUGCACUAGCUAGGUGUUUGCACAGCUCGGUCUCAGUCUAGAGCUGCCUUAACAUUUAGUGACCUUAUUACCCAGAGCCGCGUCCACUGAUGGAGGGGGGGAGGGAGGGGAGAAAAAAAAUGACACUUCGUUUCCAGUGAUCUUUUUUUUGGGGACAGAUUCUACAUUGUCACUCCACAUCUGCUUCCUACUUUACAGCAUGGGCCGGCUGUUUUCUAACCAAAACGCACAGUUCGUUGGCAUGUGUUUGCAUUUCUUUUUAUACCAAUGUCUGGACUAUUUGUGACAGUGUAGUCUGUAUAUCUGUUUUCAGUGGGACAUGACUGUGCUUCCAUUUAAAUCCCUCCUCACACACAUCAGUCACCCAUAUCUUCAUCUUAACUGUUCCCCGUUGAGGUUCCAGAUGAAAGGGAGAGAAAAAAACUAAACACAGGACAAAGUCACUAACGCAUCAAUAUUUGGGACGGUAACUAAUUGGCUAAAAAUACAGUUUAAAAAAAACAAACAAAAAAAGUGCUUUAAUUGAAGUGAGAAUGUGUGAAUAAAAGUAUUUAGUUACAGGUUAAAACCAAAAAAAAAAAAAAGUUUUUUUGUACUUUAUUAAGAUGUAACUUUUGUGAUAAACCAAAAUGUGAAAAUGUGGCUGUUGUGUGAGUGGAUCUUCAACACUGAGCAUGUCCAAUGCAAAAUGGAUUUAAAAAAUAAAAAGCAUUUCACAUCAAAACAAUUACAGGCUGGAGUAAUCUGACGGAUCUUUUUAAAGUACAAUUGGACGGAGAAGGGGGGGGUGAAGUUUGUCCCCUUUCUCACAAGAGUAUUGUAAAAGCCCAUUCCUCAGCUGCGAGACAACGUCAGUGAUAGUGAGCGGGAGAUGGCAACCUGCUGCCUCUGUGUUUCUAACCCUCCAGGUUGUCUUUUGUUCCCAGUCUUCACCUGUUUGCUUCGUCAUUCCCCCCCCCCCCCCCUGCUCUGCCCAGCCCACCAACCCCACCAGAACACCGUUCAAAAUGCAGAGAAACCCAUUCCAUGUCCAUCAUUUUAACCAUUGUAAAUUAACAGUGUUAAGUACCUAUCAACACAUUGUGUGGUAAUGACUUUAUUUAUAUUAAAACCAAAUACUUAGUCAAAUUCUGCAAUGUCUUAAUUUAAACUUUGUACACUCUGCAUUUUUAAGCAGUGCUUGAGUGAAUACUUUAUUGCAAUAAAACAAAUGUAUGAACCAUAAUUAAUCAGCUAUUAAAGAUUUAAAUCUA